CUGAAACCCACUCACUAUUUCAAUUUAGAAAUGUAUUAUUGGUUGUCUUCAAAUGGCUUGUAUAUCAGUGAUUUUAGCGGUAACGUAACUACUCGUCUUUAUCUAUGAACGUAACCUAAGAAUGUUUGUUGUCAGUUCGGCAGCAUUUUAGUUCGUAUUAUCGUUUCGUUUAUGCUUUAAAACUAAUAUAUAAAUACAUAAAACUAUAUAGCAAGUAAUAAGUAGAAGCCAGUGCUCUUUUGCUCAUCAUGUCUGUGAAUCUUGAGAAGAAUAUUACUGCACCAACAGUUCAACAGAUUCAGACUGAUCGUUUAACUCAGUUGGCUGAAAAAUAUUGGGCACCCCAUUCUGAACAGAAGCACGAGCAAUUUAAUCCUGAUGUUAUUGAAGAUAUUUACAUGCAGGAUAUUCGAGGCAGCAACUUUUCCAUCAGGCGAAUCAUGGUUCUGGAAUUUAGCCAGUACCUUGAAAAUUUUCUAUGGCCAAAUUACAAGCCGGGAGCAUCAGUCGCUCACAUUUUAUCCAUCGUCAUAAUGGUUAAUGAGAAGUUCAGAGAAAGAGUGCAAGUUUGGCAGGCAUUCAGGAAAGACAGCGAAUUCUUCCCGGAUUUUUUCCAAAGAGUUCUCGAAUCGUGCCUGGAAGAUGAGCUCCUCAUCAAUAUCAGGGAACAAACAGCCUUAUUGAUUUUUCUAAAUCACUGUUUUAAUAGUAUGGAAGAAGCAAUUUGUCGUGAUCAAGUGAAGCGACUUGUCUCCCUGUCCAUGUGGAUCUCACUGCAACCAAGUCGUCGCGAACAUGAAUUCAAGCUGAAUCCCAGAUGGAAAAAGUUCUGGCGAGCAAUUCAGCGAAAAGACAAACCAGAUCAGUUGGAGAAACUGACGUGGGAAAGAACGUUUCUGCAGAAACUCAUGCUGAAAUUUCUAUUGGUUCUGGAUAGUAUCGGGGAAGCAGGAAUUUGCCCUCCAGAUAAGGUUCACUAUUGUGAGCGCUUUCUCGAACUGGUUAUCGACCUGGAAGCCUUACUGCCCACCAGGCGGUUCUUCAACACUGUCUUAGAUGAUUGCCAUGUUGUCGUCAGGUGUUGGUUAUCUGGACUUAUUAAGCGACCAGAGGGGCAUCUGUUCAGCCAGCUACUUGAGAUGCUGAAAUUCUACACACGAUUUGAAAUCAGUGACGAAACAGGCGAUCCCCUGAGCGAUCAUGAUAUGACCCAGCUGCAUUAUAUUAAAAUUACUUCGCUUCAGAAAGCUGCCUUUGCAAAAUUUCCAGAGCUGCGCGCUUUUUCUUUGGCCAAUGUCGCUAACGUUGAUACAAGGAAAGCGCUGGAAAAACAUUUUGGACCUUUAAGUUGCGACCAAUUAAAAGCUAUAGCAACUUACCUUUGCUUGGUACCGCCUGCAGGUCAAGAAGAAAACUACAAAUGGUGCAGAUUAGACGAAUCCUUCUUAAGGGAACUGCUUGUGUCUCGACAUGAAAAACGAGUCUCCCAACUAGUGGCUUUAAAUGAAAUGCCCCUUUAUCCUACAGAGGCGAUCAUUUGGGAUGAAAACAUCGUCCCAACCGCCUAUUUCUCAGGAGAAGGUUGCUUGGCCUUACCCAAGCUAAAUAUGCAGUUCCUCACACUGCAUGACUAUCUUUUGAGAAAUUUUAAUUUGUUUAGACUGGAGUCGACAUACGAAAUCAGGCAAGAUAUCGAAGAUGCUGUGAGCAGGCUGUGUCCUUGGAAAGCCGAAGAUGGAAGCACAUAUUGGGGAGGCUGGGCCCGCAUGGCUCAUCCCAUUGAACAUUUCGCUGUAGUUGAAGUAGCUAAACCUAACAUAGGUGAAACUAGACCUAGCAGAGUGCGGGCAGAUGUCACAGUUAAUUUGUCUGUAAAAUCGGAGGUAAAAGUCGAAUGGGAAAAUCUGCGGAAGCACGACGUGUGUUUCCUUGUCACUGUAAAGCCACUGAAUCCCAUUGGUACUAGAUAUAAUUAUAAGGAGCCGUUUGUGCCACAAGUCGGACUUCGUUGUGUUCGCGGAUGCGAAAUCGAAGGCAUGUUGGACAGCAAUGGACGAGUAAUAGAAGAUGGUCCCGACCCAAAACCUGUCCUACCAGGUGAUCGACGAACAUUUAGAGUCUGGCUCGAUUGCAAUCAGUACAGAGAAGACAUGAGCGAAGCGAAUAAAGGCAAAGACGAUGUAUAUGAAGGCUUUAACAUCAUUAUCAGAAGAAAGCCCAAAGAAAACAAUUUUAAAGCCGUAUUGGAAACUAUCAGGGAAUUAAUGAAUACUGAGUGCGUGGUCCCCGAAUGGCUCCACAACAUAAUCUUGGGCUAUGGAGAUCCGAGUGCAGCGCAUUACGAAAAAAUGGAAGGUCAAAUUUCAACGUUGGAUUAUAAUGAUACAUUCAUCGAUGCAGACCAUCUGCGGUCCUGCUUUCCGGAGUAUCAAAUUAAAAUCAAGACUGAUGAUCCGAAGAAACUAGUUCGACCGUUCCGUUUAACGUUCGAGAAUUUGGGCUCGCAGCCCGCGGAAGAGAAAGCCAAAAUAAUCGUCGUCGAACCCCAUAAAAUUGACAGGAGGGGACCGUUUCUUUUUAAUGAACCGAAAAAGAAUAUUAUCCCAUUUACACCCUCGCAAGUGGAAGCCAUCAAGUCGGGCAUGCAGCCAGGAUUAACUUUGGUGGUCGGUCCUCCCGGUACCGGAAAAACCGACGUGGCUGUUCAGAUCAUUUCCAAUUUAUACCACAACUUUCCCAAUCAACGCACUCUGAUCGUUACCCACUCCAAUCAGGCCCUUAAUCAACUGUUCGACAAAAUCGUAGGCUUGGAUAUAGACGAAAGGCAUCUGCUUCGUUUGGGGCAUGGAGAAGAAGCUUUGGAGACGGAAAAAGACUUUAGCAGAUACGGUAGGGUGAACUACGUGUUAGCAAAACGUAUCGAUCUUCUGAAUGAAGUGCAGAAACUCCAAGAGUCUCUGGAUGUUGAAGGAGAUCAAGCAUACACUUGCGAAACUGCGGGUUAUUUUUAUUUAUACCAAAUCUUGUCCCGAUGGGAACAUUUCCAAAGCAUCGUCAAGCCUAAGAGUGGAAAUGGCGUUCCAGUAGAAGCAAUAUCCAAAGAAUUUCCAUUCCACAGGUUUUUCAACAACGCACCCCAACCACUUUUCCAAGGCGUUUCUUACGAGGCUGACUUGGAAGUGGCGGAAAGUUGUUUCCGUUAUAUCGACCACAUUUUCAAGGAAUUGGAAGAAUUUAGGGCGUUCGAAUUGCUUAGAUCCGGUCUGGACCGGUCGAAAUACCUCCUGGUAAAAGAAGCAAAAAUCAUUGCCAUGACUUGCACACACGCAGCAUUGAAACGGAAAGAACUUGUGGAAAUUGGCUUCAAAUAUGACAACAUCCUAAUGGAAGAAUCAGCUCAGAUUCUGGAAAUCGAAACAUUUAUACCUCUGCUACUGCAGAAUCCCCAAGACGGGUAUAAUCGCCUAAAACGGUGGAUUAUGAUCGGAGACCAUCACCAACUGCCGCCAGUAAUAAAAAACAUGGCAUUUCAGAAAUAUUCAAACAUGGAACAGAGUUUGUUUACGAGAUUGGUGAGAUUGGGAGUACCAACUGUGGAUUUGGAUGGGCAAGGGCGUGCGAGACCCAGCAUUUGCAACCUGUACAAGUGGCGUUACAAGCAAUUGGGAAAUUUGGGUCACGUGGAGAACUGGCCGGAAUAUAAGCGGGCAAAUGCAGGAUUUGCUUUCGAUUUUCAACUGAUCGAUGUCCAAGAUUUUAAUGGUGUGGGAGAAUCUGAACCCAAUCCAUACUUUUACCAGAAUUUGGCCGAGGCCGAGUAUUGCGUAGCUGUCUUCAUGUUCAUGAGACUAAUUGGAUAUCCAGCCAGCAAAAUCACGAUACUGACCACUUAUAACGGCCAAAAACAUUUGAUUCGAGAUGUAAUCAAUGCAAGAUGUGCGAAAAAUCCUUUAAUUGGCAGGCCACAUAAGGUUACGACCGUGGAUAAAUACCAGGGCCAGCAAAAUGACUACAUUCUUCUUUCACUGGUGAAGACCAAUGCUGUAGGGCAUUUAAGAGAUGUUAGGCGACUCGUGGUGGCGAUGUCUCGAGCUCGACUAGGACUUUACAUAUUUGCUCGAGUUGCCUUGUUCCAGAAUUGCUUCGAACUCACCCCAGCAUUUGAACAGUUAACAACCAGACCCACGAAGUUACACCUGGUUUUAAAUGAGCUAUACCCAACGCAUCGCCUUAGCAAUGAAAAACCGGACAAUCAAAUUAUGGUUGUAGAAGAUAUGACCCAUAUAGCCAAUUUUGUUUAUCAGUAUUAUAUGGAGCGAGUUAAAGUCAUGCGAACCCAAUACGAGGACACUCAAAAGCAAUUUCAAGAACCAGGCAGUUUAGAACAAAAGUCCCAUGAUGGCCUAAUCGCAUCACAUCCCGGUGAAGAAAGGGAUACUGACAGUGAGGAUGAACAGGAAGCAACAGGUCAACUACCUAUACCGAUUCAGGAUGAAGUGCAGCCUCCAAAAGAAUCACCAAUGGAAAUUAUACCUGUGGAACAGCCGGAUGAUGAUAUGAAAGAUGAGACUACGGCAAGUGAAACUAUGGAUACUGGGGAAGUUGCUAAUGACGAGUGAGGUGUUUAAAGUAUAGAAAUAUGAAUAAAAGAACUGUACCAAUAA
Molecule: messenger RNA, 4664 nt
Organism: Dendroctonus ponderosae (mountain pine beetle)
Lineage: Eukaryota; Metazoa; Arthropoda; Insecta; Coleoptera; Curculionidae
Product: RNA helicase aquarius
Exons: 24
Coding region: 249-4619 (1456 amino acids)
Biological process (GO): mRNA splicing, via spliceosome
Cellular component (GO): catalytic step 2 spliceosome
Molecular function (GO): mRNA binding; helicase activity
Source: RefSeq, a predicted model, not a curated record